Molecule: messenger RNA, 2250 nt
Organism: Periconia digitata
Lineage: Eukaryota; Fungi; Ascomycota; Dothideomycetes; Pleosporales; Periconiaceae
Source: the annotation of a GenBank genome assembly
UUUCUUAUCGGACCUGUCGCGUCCGAGCUAGCACGUCCCCCGAAAAAGUUCCCUUCGUGUAAAUCUCCUUUUGCCCAUCCAUCACCCACUCACUCCUUCAUCAAUCUCGCCUGCCAUUGCGCGGCUAUUCUUCUUCUCGAUCUUCAUAGACGCUGUAAUCGUUUUAAUACCCUUGUUCCCUUGAUACCCAUAAUCUUUAGCGUUUCUACGGCAAAGGGAAUCCCUUUUCCAAUCAUCGCCACUAUGUUCAGCGCCUUUCGAAGAUGUCCCGUCGCGCUGUCGAGGAAUGUCUCCUCGGCAGUUCUAUCAUCGAGAGCAUUGAGAACCUCAAUGGUACAUGCUCCAUCUGCGAUGCGAAUGACAGUUCCCCGGCUUCCGGUCACCGCAACCCAAGCUUUCCACCAAAGCGCAAAAUGGCAGCAAGUCGGUGCCGCUGAAGUUACCGAAGAUGUUGCAGAAGAGCACGAGACCAAGGAUGAGGCUGUUACCGAGUCUGACGAUAAGCUUGUUACCAAGUUCAAGGAUCUCGCUCUCCGCGGCCUCGUACAUCCCAAUGUCAUCAACACCAUCACAAGAUCCAUGAGGUUGGAUACCAUGACCGACGUUCAGACGCGGACCAUCAAUGAGGCAUUGAGUGGUGUUGACGUUAUGGCCCAGGCGAAGACCGGUACUGGCAAAACUAUGGGUUUCCUCAUUCCCGUCAUCCAGCGAAUCAUUCAAUCGGAACCUAAGCUAGGCGAGGCUUCCCGCGGAUACAAGAGGACUAGGCCCGAUGAUAUCAGGGCCAUCAUUAUAUCGCCAACUCGAGAGCUUGCAGAACAGAUUGCUGUCGAAGCUAAGAAAGUCACUCAAGGUACCAGCAUCAUUACGCAAUGCGCUGUAGGUGGAACACAGAAGAAGGCUAUGCUUGCGAAGACACAGCGUGAAGGGUGCCACCUGCUGAUUGGCACACCCGGUCGUCUCAACGACAUCUUCGCCGACGAGUAUUCCGGCAUUGCGGCACCCAAACUGGCUGCUUUGGUCAUGGACGAAGCCGAUCGUCUCAUGGAUGCAGGCUUUCAAGAAGAAAUCGACAAUAUCAAGAAAUACCUGCCAGAUCCUGAGACAGUGCCACGACAGAAUUUGAUGUUCUCCGCUACCCUCAGCCGAAAUGUCGUGGCAUUAGUCAGAAAGACCCUGAGGCCUAACUUUCAUUUCGCCAAGUGUGUCAAUGAAGAUGAGGCUCCUACCCAUGAGCGAAUUCCGCAGAAGCUUGUUCAUUUGCAAGGUUUCGAAAACAUCAUGCCGACCCUUUACGAACUGAUUGUCAAAAUGCAUAACAACCCGCAGGAGCGGGACGGCCGCCCUUUCAAAGCCAUUGUCUACUUCAACUCAACUGCCGAAGUAAGGCUAGCUUCUUCAGUUUUCCACAAACUUAAGGGUGGCCACAGGAAAAUCACGCCUCUCCAGGGACUUUUGACCUAUGAGAUACACUCAAAACUCACGCAGCAAGCACGGACUCGCUCUUCAGAUGCUUUCCGCUUCUGUAAAUCUGGUGUGCUCUUUUCAUCUGAUGUGACUGCCCGUGGCAUGGACUUCCCCAAUGUCACACACGUCAUUCAGAUAGGUCUCCCCAGAGAGACUGAAUCAUACGUCCAUCGUCUUGGUCGUACAGGUCGAGCUGGCAAGGAAGGAGAGGGCUGGCUCCUUCUUACACCUUUUGAACGCAAUGAAGUGAAGCGACGACUACGCCAGAUGCCUCUAGUGGAGGACACCUCUCUUGAGGCAGCCAACGUCGACAUGUCUGUCCGUGGAGAAAUCCCAGAGGAGACAGCUAAGAUCCUUGACAGCUGCAUGGAGGCACACAAGUAUGUGUAUCCGAAUGAGCUCGAAGAGGCGUUCCGCGGACUCUUUGGUAGUUUCCAGUGGUACGGCGAUAAGCAGGGCCUCUUGGAGGGUGCGAACAGGUUGGCUGAAUUCGGUUGGGGCAUGGCUACUCCACCUCCUCCACCUGCAUCUCUCUUUAACGGAGGUAGGCGAUCAGGUGGAGGAGGCCGUGGCGGCUUUGGCGGUCGUGGCGGAGGCCGCGAUUUUGGAGGUCGUGGUGAAAGCAGUGGCUUUGGCGGCCGUGACGGGGGUCGCGGAGGCGGUGGCUUCGGCGGCCGCGGCGGAAGAGGUGGUUUUGGAGGCCGUGGCGGAGGGCGCGACUUCGGGGGUCGUGGAGAUGGUGGCUUCGGAGGUCGAAGCCGUGGUGGUGACAGUCCAUUCUGA